This is a messenger RNA of Pisolithus orientalis, 1119 nucleotides long. RefSeq lists its product as uncharacterized. The record is from RefSeq and is a predicted model, not a curated record. The coding region runs from base 1 to 1119 and encodes 372 amino acids. Lineage: Eukaryota; Fungi; Basidiomycota; Agaricomycetes; Boletales; Pisolithaceae. The transcript is spliced from 5 exons. Gene Ontology annotation, molecular function: protein binding.
AUGGCACCGCUGGCAAGUGAAGCACCGGCUGUCGCGGAAAGCUACUCUUAUGCACUCAUGUACCUCGCCAACGAAGUCAGAGUAGACCCAAGCACAGCUGCCUGCGUGCUUAAAUCUGCGUCUCGGUCCACGUUCCCGCUUCUGCGUCUCCCACCGGAAAUCAUAUAUGAAAUCAUAAGCUUUCUCAGUCCAUCCGAACUUGCGAGAAUCCUGGCGCUAAGCAGACGCUUAAAAGCGAUUGUGGAACGAGUCCUCUACAGGGAUCUAGAGCCUAACACAACACGCCUCAUACCGUGUCUGAAGACGAUCGUAGCAUAUCCCAGCCGGUUACCUAUCCCUCCUGGGUCGUGCUCUCCACAAUUGAGAUCUUUGAGCACGACGCUCGCUUGGGAUGAUGACUUCGCUCGAUGGAUGGAGGAACAAUCCGAACUUAGUAGCGUCAUGUUCGGGGGAGCCCUGAUCAAAAAUGCCAUCCUUCCAUCCCGUGCACUUCCCGGUAUUUCACAAAUAUCUGCGACGCCGCUUAUAUUGUCUUCCCUUGUUCCCGGUCGUCCUGUUCGAGGCGUAGAAAUCUGCCUUUUGCAGCCGGAAUAUAUGAAUGACGAUAUCAUGCGGAUCAUAACGCAAAUUCUGUUAUUUUCGACCAAACCAAUAUCUUCAAUUCAGAUAAUCGCUCAUAUCGAAAGCACGACGGAGACUCUCAAGGCACUCAAUACAAUCCCUGAAAAUAUACCCAAGCUGGAUUCGUUUGCACUCCAUGUCGGACAUGGUCCUUUCACCGAUGAGUUCUUGCAAAACUUGGAUACUUUUAUGUCCGGAUUCGAGUAUCUGCGUUCCAUUACGUUCAUGUCUCGAAGCAUCGAAGGGACCACUCUCAGAUCAUGCCGCACUCGCCAAUUUGGCAACGGGAUGGCACAAGUUGUGCCCCACAUUGGAGUGCGUUUCCUUCCCCGGCAUAUCCUUGGUGCGCAAUGUGCGAUAUGGCUGGGUGACGCUGGAAGACUUAGAGCGCAUGCUCCGCGACCGGAAUGCUCUUGCACGAUGGAUGACAAGAUCCUAGUUGAAGAGGACGAACCGGAUGUGAUCGACAUGGUAAAGGACGCUCUUGGGUUUAGAUGA